Botrytis byssoidea is the source of this 3370-nucleotide messenger RNA. RefSeq lists its product as uncharacterized. The coding region runs from base 274 to 2871 and encodes 865 amino acids. The transcript has 4 exons. Gene Ontology annotation, biological process: nuclear-transcribed mRNA catabolic process, nonsense-mediated decay. The record is from RefSeq and is a predicted model, not a curated record. Lineage: Eukaryota; Fungi; Ascomycota; Leotiomycetes; Helotiales; Sclerotiniaceae. Gene Ontology annotation, molecular function: telomeric repeat DNA binding; telomerase RNA binding; protein binding. Gene Ontology annotation, cellular component: telomerase holoenzyme complex.
CUAAUAUUGCUCAUUUUAACGGAGCCUCACGCAAUAAACCCUUCAUACCUAUAUAUUUAUAUGAUGGACACUCAAAGGGCUGAGAUAUCUUUACUUUCAUCAAGAAGCCAAUUCGACUCUAUUCUAUUGCUGUGUAUUUUGGACACCCAAUGAGUCUUAUAUCCAAUUGAUUCACUCCUGCUACUGUAUGUAUUUGUCACUUCGAAACCUUAAAAUCGAGGCACAUAUGAAAUUACUUAUCAGACCAUUGCCCAACUCCGAAUCCAGCCCGAGAUGCACAAACCAAAAGCAGAUGUAAGCGAUCUAUGGAUACAACACCAGCGCAGAGAGACGAAAACAACUAAAACCUGGGCCUGCAUAUAUUGUCCGGAGCGCAAGAUAUCUCAUUCCGAAACAGACUUGUGGAACCAUGCAGAAAAAGAGCAUCAGGACAAGAUUCCAUCAGAUCAAGAUGCAUUGGAUCAAUUUCGAAAAUCUUAUGAGAGUAACAGUGCAUUGAAGAGACCAACGAAAGACGAUGCUCCAUCCCGGAAGCCCUCAAAUAAUGAGGCGUCUACUGCUCAAGCAGGCGUACCACCUCCACACUUACAGUCUAAGAGACCCCUAAAUUCACCUCAACCAAUUCGAUCGCUUUCCGGUCUUCAGGCUUUGAACUUGGGAUCAAAUGAGGAUAAUACGAUGGAGGAUGAAGAAACCACAACAGAUCAGCCACGCAAAAGAGCUGCCGUCGGAGAUGGUAUAUCGGCAGGUUCAGCAUCGCCAUUUCGAGAACACUCAACUUCACCCCCACCGCGAAGAUCUUUAGCUCGACCGACUUCUGGACCAAUCUCUGCAGAAGACACGGAGACUCGACGACAAGCUACCAAGGGACAACUGUGGACUCCCGAUCAAGACUCCCCAUUCACAAGGUCAUCCUUUGAUCCUUCCAACAUUGCUUCGAUUCAAGCCUCAAGAUCUCGAGCUCAAGCGUACAGACCGGCUAAUCGAAGAACCGCGAAACCAUCUACACCCCAAAGUACAUCUCGAUCAGCACCACAUACGAGCCAACAUCAGCAGCAACAACACCAACAUCAUGCUCCAGCUAAUACCCCGUCUGCAAUCUUACCCAAUAGGACGGUGCCAGAAAUUGAAUCAAGACCUCAAAGUGAAGAUUAUAAUAUUAUUCUUCAGCCAGAGACAAGGCCCAUCUCUCAAGAGCAACUUGUAGCAGAGGUUAAAGGCAUAUAUGCUGGACUUGUAAUGGUUGAAGCCAAAUGUAUCGAGGUUGAUAAUAAGCAAGCCACGCUUGUGCAGGGUGAUCCUCCCACGCCACCAAGGCUUAACAAUGAGCAGUGGCAAGCUCUCAUUGCAUUACAUCGCACUUUGCUUCACGAGCAUCAUGACUUUUUUCUGGCCUCUCAACAUCCAUCUGCAAGUCCUGCUUUACGUAGAUUGGCAUCAAAAUAUGCUAUGCCUGCUAGAAUGUGGCGACAUGGUAUCCAUUCGUUCUUAGAAUUGCUCAGACAUCGGCUACCUGCCUCGCUUGACCACAUGCUUGCAUUCAUAUAUUUAGCAUAUUCGAUGAUGGCAUUGUUAUACGAAACGGUACCAGCUUUCGAAGAUACUUGGAUUGAGUGCUUGGGAGAUCUAGGAAGAUACAGAAUGGCCAUUGAGGAUGACGAUAUCAGGGAUAGAGAGGUUUGGACCGGUGUCGCACGUCAUUGGUAUUCAAAGGCUUCCGAUAAAGCCCCAACGACUGGUAGGCUAUAUCACCAUCUUGCUAUCCUAGCACGCCCAAAUGCUCUCCAACAAUUGUAUUACUAUGCAAAAUCUUUGUGUGUUGUAGUGCCCUUCACCUCUGCACGAGAAUCGAUACUUACACUCUUCGACCCUGUCCUUCAUGCUGAGAAUGGGCAUGGCCAAUAUCGAUUGCCGCCUUUAGAUGCUGCAUUCAUUCGAGCCCAUGGACAUUUAUUCACAAACAGGGCCAUAGAGAGGUUUGAACCCGCAGUACAAGAAUUCCUCGCAUUACUAGAUAGCCAAAUUGGUCGGGUAACCAAAAAGUUCAUGGAACAAGGCUGCCACAUUGCUAUCUCCAACAACGUUGCAAUGCUAGGUUUCGCGUCUAAAGAAAAUCCUCUUAUAAAAGCUAUCGCGUCUUCCUCAGCUAAAGAAGCCGAUAUUGAUAUGGAUGAGUCUCGAGAUGAAUCUUCUCCUUCUUUGAUAGCAUUCAGACACGCACAGAACCUCAGUUAUUCAACAUUGGAGAUUGUACUACAAAGAAUAGGCGAUCCGAAUGUUCUUCCAUUUAUUCAUGUUUCUCUUGUUUUCUUGUUUCGCAUGUCUCGAUUUUCGGGCGCAAUGGAUCUUUUGGCACCGGCGUUUCCAUGGCAAUCUCUAGCAAUCAUGCUCAAUACGUUACUCAAAUCUUACAAGUCCCUCAGCCGUAUUGAGGAUGAUAAGUUCCCACUACCAGAGAAGGAUGACGUCCGGCCUUUCCCGGAAGACUACGGAAUGCGCGGUUUAUUAUGGUCAGAAAAAUACUUCCCCGAAAAAUGGUUUCUCAAUGAGAAAACUGAUGAAGAAGAGAAAUAUCACGAGCUUGCAUCUAUGCUCGAGCAAAGAAAAGAACGCAUACUGUGGCUAGCUUGUCGCAUUGCUGAUGCUGGCCCAUGGAUUACAUUCGAUAGUUCCAAGCCAGAAUUUUCUGUCCAGGGUAGUGAUGCAGAGUUGGAAUUUUCAAAAUCUCGAUCCAUGACUUUUGCUUCAGCAACUACUAAUGAUAGCCUUCCAAGAACAGAAACUUGGUCAACCGUAGAAACUAAUCUUGAUGCCGAAGAAGAAAUGUCGUCGGCCACGAUGACUGUGACAGAUAUAUCUCCAAAAGAUUGAGCAACUCAAAGAAGCUAGGAUAUUAAUCAGAAUCCAAGCAAGCUACAGUACUGGGGAGGUCACUAUAAAAGGUUGAUGAUGAUAGUACUCGACCAAGCUAUUGAUCACUUCAUAGGCAGUCAUUCAAUACACUUUCUGAGAUACAAGGAAGAUAUCAGUGCCCAGAGAGUGGUCUUCGCGGACAAUUUUGUGAAUGGCGGCCGUGGUACAAGCUUUCAGACAUUCAAAUAACAUGUGGUCUUUUGCUUGGUCAAGAUUGGGAAUUUGGUUUCUUUCAUGAUCCAAAUAUCGAAGCAGGUUGAUAUGAUCAUCUUCACGCUCAUAUGAGCACAAACAUAUCAUACGUUUAUUUCCUUUUUCGAUUCUUCUUUUCAGCCUUCUUGACUCUGGCUGUCGAGGCUGGUUUCUCAUAUUUCAAUUGUAAUGCAGACAUGAGAAUCACGAUUGAUGAAUCUACGCAUAUAUUGAUAGGUUUUGAAAUUUGGUGAAGACAUCUUGA